ACAGCACAGCGCAACUACAGCAGAGCAUCGCACACCACUGACCCUGAACUGCACGGCUGCACGCACAAAAAGUUUCUUCUGGUGCCGGAGGGAGACGGAUGUCUUUUCUCGGGGCGGCCGUCCAGCGACCACGGAGAGCGGAGGCAGUUGGGAGUAGUCGUCCUACCGGCCGAGCAGCUGCGCCAAUCUAGCGCCCGCGCAGCCGCCGGCCCUGGGGGACGACGACGGCGACCCGGCCGCCUCAUGGAAGACCAAUCGCCUGACCAUAUAUCAGUUGGUUCAGCACCAAAAAAGUCUAGUACUUCAUCACGAGGUCGACAGCGUAACUUCUCAUCAUCGACAUGCAAAGAUUUUCUCCGGAAGUUUGUGGACAAUGAACUUUUAACUUCAAGUCUAGAGGAUUGGUUCUCUGGUCACAGUGAAGAUUUCGAUUUCAGGAAGCCAGCUUUUGAUGUUCCUUUUGACCUUACUGAACUACAGAAUUUCGAUUAUGCACUGGAGGGUGUUACGUUUCAGCAGCUAGUACGGAUGCCAAAUGCUCUAUACGCAUCAACAUCAGAUGUUUUUGAAGCUACUGCAUAUCUUGCCCUGGAGGAUUUCCUUCAUGCAGGCAUUAAGGGGUUGUGGGAAACUUUCUGGGGUCCUGAUGAAGCAAUGCCUUUCUCAGUUGCCUGUAUACACAGCACAAGCUCCAAGUUUUAUCCUGCUGAGAAGGCUAUUAGCAGCGGAAAGCUUGAUGGUGUUUGUGCAACAGCUGUACUGCUGAAGAAUUUGAAGCAUUCACAAGGAAGAUGGGAUCAUAUCGUGGUUUUAGCUUUGUUGAGACCUGAUAUUGGAAUGGUUUCCGCACAGGGGGACCAGGAACCAUCUUCUGCUGGCUUAGGGGAGGCAUUGUUCUUUGCUUUGCGCGUUCUACUGUCUCGAAGCCUCAGCAGAUCCUCCACCGUUCUCCGCAAUUCCGAUUGUGUUUACUUGCUUCUUGUUGAUUCACAGUUUGGAGGAGUGGUAAAGGUCCAAGGUGAUCUGAACAAGCUGGAUUUUGAUCUGAAUAAUGUUUAUGACUGUGCUGCUGAAUGGAUAAAGAAGCAUGCUAAAAUUUCAGUUUCUUCCAUAGAUCGGGUAUGGAACAAACUUGGGAAUGCUAACUGGGGAGAUAUUGGGACCCUUCAAGUUCUCAGUGCAUUAUUUCAGUCAAUGGUCCAAUUUUAUGGAGAACCGAAGUAUUCUCUUGAUGAACUAGCAACAGAACAUAGUUCGCGGCUACAAAGUCGAAGAUCAGAAAGACAUUUGGUCGACAGACAAGCUAAUGGUAAUGGUUUAUUUCGAUUCCAGCAGCGAAGUCAUUCUCCUGAAAUUGUUGAAGUUCAGGAGGAAGCAGCUGUUGAUUUGAGACCACAGGAAACUUUGAAGCUUGAAAUAGGAUCUGUUGUACUGAUGGAUGAUGCUUACAGCCAGAAAGGUUUUCAAAUCAAUGACAUUCUAACAGACAGUGAUCCUCCUAUUUAUACUUCUACUCCUGUAGAAGAGCCUACCAAAACCUAUUUGUUAUAUGUUGGCUCCAGCCCUUCUCAUUUGGAGCCAGCAUGGGAGGAUAUGAAUUCCUGGUACCAAGUACAAAGGCAGACCAAAGUACUGACAUUGAUGAAGCAAAGAGGCAUUUCUAGUAGGUAUAUACCACAGAUGGUAUCUUCUGGACGGGUUGUGCAUCCAGGCCCUUGUAACAAGCCUAACUCAAGUGGAAGUUGUGGUCAUCCAUGGUGCAGUACUCCGAUCCUUGUCACCUCACCAGUUGGUGAGACCAUUUCAAAUCUGAUACGGAACGGAUUGUUCGGUGUUGAGGAGGCUCUGAGAUGUUGCCAUGACUGUUUAUCUGCUCUUGCUGCUGCAGCAUCUUCAGGAAUCCGUCAUGGUGAUAUCCGGACAGAGAAUGUGAUCCGUGUUAAUAAUGGUUCAAGGCAUCCAUAUUUUGUGCUUAUUGGAUGGGGUCAUGCUAUCCUAGAAGAUAGGGAUCGGCCUGUAAUGAAUCUGUUCUUCUCAUCUACAUUUGCGCUCCAGGAAGGCAAGCUAUGCGCAGCAUCUGAUGCAGAAAGUUUAAUUUAUCUUUUAUAUUUCUGUUGUGGUGGAGUUUGCCCAGAGCUUGACUCGGUUGAAAGUGCACUUCAGUGGAGGGAGACAUCAUGGUCGAGGAGAGUUAUACAGCAGAGGUUGGGUGACGUCUCAGCAGUGUUAAAAGCGUUUGCGGAUUAUGUUGACAGCCUUUGUGGGACCCCAUACCCAAUGGACUAUGAUAUAUGGUUGAAAAGAUUGCGAAGAACAAUAAAUGAAGAUCAUGGGAAGGAGGUCGAUACAUCAUCAAGUUAAUACCACAGCACAUCUUGCAAAUCCAAAAAUGUGGAAGAUCAAGAGUGAUCAACCAUUUCCUUUUGUUGUUGUUGUAGAUAAUUUAUUUGUGAAAGGUCCAUAGCUCACAGUAUUGUCCUUCUUGCACCAUUUCUUCGAUAAAGGUAUUUCCAAAAUAGUAAUCUGCUGCUGCUAUCCUCAAUCGGAUCACUGUCACUGUUUACUGUUCCAUGGUUUUGUCUUCAACCCUCCACACAAGAGUGCAGUAUAUAGAUCCUUGAGGAUAUUAGCAACAUGAUGUAUUUUAUGAAUGGUCAUGGGUAAAUUGGUGAGCUGUGCUCUGCUCUAGCUGGUUCCCCUCCGAGAUUCUGGGCCCAGUAUGUGGGUGAAUUCUUUUUCUCAUGGUUAGUGUUUAAAUGGUUAAAUCAGUAGGCAAACGUGGACCUCUAGUGUGUGGUAUAGUCGAUCAAUUUUUGGCCCUUCCUUUUUGUAAUUGCUCCAGGAUAGACUUGUGAUUAGAGGUGUCGUGGCAUAGUAUCAUGUUGAAACUCUGACUACAUUAUUUGUUGGGUGCAUCAAGGUCCUCUAAAUGAUGUUCUAUUCAGUUGCUCAAACUCCUAUCCUGCUACUUGUGUGCUAGACUGUCUGUUAGUGAGGGGGACUACCAAUUUGCCCCAUACAUCAAGAAAUGCUUUUCUGAUUGUGAUA
This is a messenger RNA of Panicum hallii, 3048 nucleotides long. RefSeq lists its product as uncharacterized. NCBI's taxonomy places the organism in Eukaryota, Viridiplantae, Streptophyta, Magnoliopsida, Poales, Poaceae. The transcript is spliced from 3 exons. Bases 244 to 2361 code for a protein of 705 amino acids. The record is from RefSeq and is a predicted model, not a curated record.